Messenger RNA from Malassezia pachydermatis, 549 nucleotides. RefSeq names its product cytochrome c oxidase subunit v. The coding region runs from base 1 to 549 and encodes 182 amino acids. Lineage: Eukaryota; Fungi; Basidiomycota; Malasseziomycetes; Malasseziales; Malasseziaceae. The transcript is spliced from 3 exons. The record is from RefSeq and is a predicted model, not a curated record. Gene Ontology annotation, biological process: mitochondrial electron transport, cytochrome c to oxygen.
AUGCUUGGUAGUGUUCGUGUUGCUGUGCCCCGUGUGAUUCCUCGUAGCGCUCCUCUGGCGCGUAGCAUCGCUACCAAGGGUGACCGCUGGACGCCGGCUGUCGCUCGCGAUGCUCAGCAGGUGCUGGAGGGCCCUAACGCUCUGGAGCUGAACAAAGUUCUGCCGAACAUUGAGGCCAUGUGGCCGAAGAUGGCCCGUGAGGAGCAGUACUCGGUGUACAAGCUCCUGGAGGAGGUCCAGCGCAAGGACUGGAAGGAACUGACUGUGGACGAGAAGAAGGGUGCCUACUUUGUGUCGUACGGCCUGCACGGCCCGCGCAGGCCCACUACGCCGCCGGGCCAGAGCACCAAGGUGUUCAUCGGUACCCUGUUCGCCGUGGCUCUCGGUGUCACGGGCUUCUACGCCGUCCGCUCGAUCGCCGCUCCCGCGCCCAAGUCCCUGACCAAGGAGUACCAGGAGCAGAUGAACGAACGUGCUAAGGAGACCAAGCAGAACCCAAUUACGGGUAUUGCCAGCGAGGGCUACAAGGGCAAGGGCCAUGUUGUCUAA